Molecule: messenger RNA, 1170 nt
Organism: Durusdinium trenchii
Lineage: Eukaryota; Dinophyceae; Suessiales; Symbiodiniaceae
Source: the annotation of a GenBank genome assembly
AGUAGGACGCUCUUGCUUUCUUUGCAAUGCAGCGCAGGCUUGGCAGGAGCGGAUGCCAACAAUUGGAGAACAACAGCAGACCUGGCCGAAAUGCUGACAGCAUGUAUUUUCAGAUUUUGGAUCUCUUGUCUGAAACGGGUUCCUGUUAUGCAGUUCUUUCUUUGGAGGUGUGGCAUUUGCAUUUGGAUCUUCUCCCUGAUCCUGCUACGGCUGUCUGGCCUAUCAGGUCACGACUUUGUGCCAUCUAGAGACUUGCGACCAGCGCCUCGACAAAGGGUGCGCCUCAACGCUGCAGAGAGGAAAGAGUACAAGAUCAACCAAGAGAUCCGAGCAAAUGAAGUGCGUGUAGUGGGCAUCAGUGGCGGUGAGUAUGGCCAGAUAGAGGACACCAAUGAGAUUAUGUCGUUCAACGCCGCACUCGAGAAAGCAGAGAACAUGGGCCUGGAUGUGAUCCUCAUUAAUGAGGACCAAGAUCCACCACUUGUGAAGAUAGCAAGCAUUGGCAAAUACCUCUACCAGGAGAGCAAGAAGAAAAAGGAACAAGGAAAGAACAAGCAGCCGAAGAUGAAGGAGGUAAAGAUCAGCUACACGAUUGGUGAUCAUGAUCUCUUCACAAGGAUCAGGGCGAUUGAGCAGUGGGUAGAAAACCCUCGUCAGCAAGUAAAGGUGCAGGUGGUCCUGAAGGGCCGAUCCCGAAUGUUUGAAAACCAAGCGAGGCAACUCCUUGAACGGAUACGUCGGGAGGUCGCCGCUUUUGCAAAGGUGCCUGGAGUGGAGAAGAACAUCGAUCCCAUUAACAAAGAUGGACGAGGUGAUUUGUUCAUACUCCUUGGAAGUGGUCCAGACAGAUCACUCCUGAAAAAGAUCAUUGAGGAAGCUGGUGGCAAGAAGGCCCUCCAACAAGACGCAGACAAGGAUGAAGUGGAAGAACCAGCACCUGAAAAGGAAGUAAGAAGCUCGGCAAAGGAGGCCGAUGAGGUCAAACGAAUUGAAGAAGAGAUCAAGGAAAUGAGAAAGGAGCUGAUCGAUUGCGGUGUCAAUCCGGGCAAAGUGAACGAGGAACCUGAGAUACAGGACUUGUACAAGGAUCUCCAAAAGGCAAAGGCGGCGGCGAAAGUGAGAUCCUAGGAUCCUGUGGACGGAGAGUCUAGUUUGGCGUCAGAAGCUUGA